GCGGGGCGGCGGCGGCGGCGGCGGCGCGGAGGAUGAAGUGGAGCGUGCGGGGAGCCUGCGCCGCGCUCUCCAGCUGCCUCCUGCUCGCCUGCGCCCUCAGCGCCGCCGCCGUGGGCCUCAAGUGCUUCUCGCUGGGCUCCGAGCUCAAGGGCGAGCCCUUCCGCCUGGGCACCGCCGCCGGCGCCUUCUACUCGGGGCUGCUGCUGGCCGCCGGCCUCUCGCUGCUCGCCGCUGCGCUGCUCUGCUGUCGCCCGCCCGACGAGGCGCCCGUGGCGCCGGCUCCGGCACCGGCCCCAGGACCGGCACCGGCCUCUGCUUUGGCCCCCGCCGGGGACCCGGACCCGGCGAGCGGCGGCCCCGGCGGGGCGGAGGCGGCGGCCGCGCCGUCGGGGCCGGUGGAGAAGGCGUCGCCCGGGGGGCGGCAGAACUUCCUGCUUCUGGGGGUGCUGGUGUUCAUGCUGGGCGUGCUGAGCGCCUUCGCCGGCGCCGUCAUCGACGGCGACACCGUGUCGCUGGUGGAGAGGAAGUACUCGCACUAUUGCCUGCUGCAGCCCGGCGGCGCGGCCCGCCCGCGGAGCGGACCCGCGGCCCCCGACGGCACCGCCGCGGCGCUCCGCUGCCAGAAGCUGCGGGACUACCAGCAAGGCUUGGUGCUCUCCACCGUUUUCAACGCGCUGGAGUGCCUCCUGGGCCUGCUUAACCUGCUUCUUGUCAAGAACUACAAGGCCGCGCAGCAGCGCGGACGGAGGCGGCGGCGGCGGCGAGCGGCCCCGGCGGCGGCGGCGGCGGCGGGCGGGCGGCGGCGGCGGCGGAGGGGCGGCGGCGGUGGGCGGCGGGCGCCGCGCCACAGCCAGGGCUCCCUCUUCUCCGGCGGCGAGCCCGAGCUCAGCCCCGGCGAUUGCCCCUUCCAGGCUGUCUCCUACAUCAACGUGGGCGUCUUCCACGUCUUCGACGAGGCCGGCGUGGAGGUGCACUGUGGCGGACAUCCCUCCGUCGAGCUGCCCGGCUACUCGCCCAUGGACCCCGAGCUCAACGCCUCCUAUCCCUACUGCUACCCUCUGCCCAGCGAGCACCCCCCUGCCUACGAGGAGAUCUACCCCGGGGAGCCCUGCGCUCACGGCACUUAACGCCGACCGCCGCCGGGACGCCCGGCUCCCCGCCUGGCCCCCGGAUCGCCGUGACAGCCGGGAGCGGGCCCGCCAGCGCUUCGCAGCCGCGGGGCUCGGGGACAGUUCUCGCACCACCGACGGGAUGGUCCCGCCGUCGCGGGCGCAGCGGGACACGGGCGGCGUGCCGCCGUGCCUCUGGCUCUGCGGAAGCUUCUCUUCCCUCUCUCCCUGCUCUCCUCUUCCUUCCCCCCUUCCCUCCCCCACACCGACCCUUCGUCCGCCGGCGGCUGAAUUUUCCGAAGGCUGCGCAAGAAACGCCUAAGGGUUGGUUCCUCCCGUCGCCUCUCCUCUGUAGCCAAGUUUAGUUCCCUUCAAGUGAUUCAUCAGUCUCCAGCUUUAGCAGUCCAGAGUUACCCAUUUAUGAUAACCAGCCAGUGUAAGGAAAAGGUGUCAUGAAGCUUCUUUACCUCUCAAAAGAGCUAAAUUUCUAAACAACGCAGAGACAUUUGUGUCACGUUUACUAGAGGUGUAUUGGGGAUCUUUAACGUUUACACUACUCCUUGGGAGAAUUGAGUUCUGUUUUAAGAUUUAGUGAGUUAAAACAUUCGUUGGUCUUGUAAGAUGCACAUUGAGAAAAACCUGCACUUUGAAAAAGAAACAGGAAAAAAUCAACAACGUUUUUGUACACUAACGUGCCUGCUUUUGUUGAUAACUUCUUACUGUAAAAGCUUUCAGAAGUCUAUAGUGAAAAUGUUUGGUAAAUUCACUGCAGUUUAAAAUUGAUGAUUAGUUCCUUUACUAAAAUAACUGAGAUGUUGCUAGGAUAUGGCAGUUAAAAAGGAAGUCCAAAUGUAGUACACAUUCCUUUUUGUAAACAGGUUCUGUGUUUUUAAUGCAAGGCAGGAUUUCUUUUUGUUUUGCACAGGUGAAGGGUAUAAUUCUAUUUUGUACAACUACAUGGUUUACCUUGUAAAGAGUUCCAUUUUACCUGUUACAAUUCAUCAAUCUGGUAAGCUUGAAUAUUAAAAGUUUUAUUUGAAAAAUAUAUAUAUUGUAAACAGCCUUAACUGGUGCAGUAGUCACAGUUUUAAAGGAUAAAAAAUAUAUAUAUAAACCAUCCUGGAAGACAUCUUCCAAAUGUGUUUUCAAAACAGUAUUUCUACUCCUAUUUUAAAGCAAAGAUUUUGUUUGUUGUUUGUUUUGUUUGUUUAUUUAAAGAAAGGCCAGUCUAAUUUCUGAAAAGGGGGAGGGGGAAAGUGAUGGGAUCGUAUGCUGUUAACUCUUCAUGAACUUUGAGGUAUUAAAAAGGGUUUCUGCAAAGAGAAGAA
Molecule: messenger RNA, 2437 nt
Organism: Haemorhous mexicanus (house finch)
Lineage: Eukaryota; Metazoa; Chordata; Aves; Passeriformes; Fringillidae
Gene: TMEM271
Product: transmembrane protein 271
Exons: 1
Coding region: 33-1127 (364 amino acids)
Source: RefSeq, a predicted model, not a curated record